CACAUUAACCCAUUUUUAUGUUAUUUUUUUAAAAUUAUUUUCCUCAAAAAAUUUCCCUUGUUGUUGGUGUUGGACCCUCUCCUUUCUCCCAGGCUUUUCAUACAGCUUUGUUGGGAGAAAUGCAGGGACGAAUGAAUGGUGGAAGAUGAUGGCUUUCAGCGACAGCCAUUGAAGUUCUUAAAUCACAUGUUUUUGGAACCUUCCAUUCCAUUCCUUAUGGUUUGAGCCUCAUCAGGAUCUGUUUUAUCUGUGUCAUUUGAGUUUCAGAAUCAUGCAUAUAGGUCAGGCAGAUACAACUUCUGUGAAAUGUCUGAUCAACAGCAUUUCUCGAUUCAUUCAUCUGGUUUCUUGCCAAACAAUGAAACCUAUACCCUUUCAGACGAUCUGUAAUAAUAUGGUUGGGGUGUUAAAGCGUUUGAAACCAGUACUUGAUGACGUCAUGGAUUACAAAAUCCCUUCAGAUGCAAAUCUAUGUAAAGAGUGUGAGAAUUUGGAUAUGCGGGUUAAUGAAGCUAGAGAUUUCAUUGAAAAAUGGAGUCCAAAGAUGAGCAAGAUCCACAGUGUUCUACAAGGUGGUACAUUGUUGAUCAAGUUACAGAGUUCUUCACUAGAUAUCUGUCACAUGAUAGUUAGAUCCUUGCAGUCACCUCCAUCUGCAUCAGUUUUGGCUAAUCUCCAGCACUAUAUCCAGGAACUUCAGUGUCUCAAGAAGGAAAUGGCAAUGGUCUACAUAGAAGAGGCACUAAGAAGCCAAAGAGAUAAUAUUGAACCUUGCAAGGAGCAUCUCAAGGAAAUUAUUGAGUUACUUAAAUUGACAUCAAAUCAGGAGCUCUUAAAAGAAAGUAUUGCUGUGGAAAAGGAAAGGUUGAAUGCCGAAACCAAUAAAAUGAAAGGGGACUUGGUAGAGAUGAAUGAAAUCGUGAUUCUUGUCCGUACUUUGCGUGAUUAUGUGAUGAAAACUGAGUGCCCUGUAGUCAAGAGUGGACUCUCAAUCCCUCCUUACUUCUGCUGUCCUUUAUCGUUGGAACUCAUGUUGGAUCCUGUUAUUGUGGCUUCAGGUCAAACAUAUGAGAGGCAAUCCAUGCAAAAGUGGCUUGAUCAUGGGUUGACUGUUUGUCCCAAAACUCGUCAGAGACUUACUCAUACAAAACUCAUUCCCAAUUAUACUGUCAAAGCUAUGAUAGCAACUUGGUGUGAGGAAAAUAAUGUCAAACUUUACGGUAACUCCGAGCACAAUAAAUCUUCUGGUACAACAUCCCCCUCAGAUCAUUUAUUGUCUCAAGAUUUAACUCCUAAUUGUUGUGUUGGGUCUUUACCUAGUUGCAAUUCCAUUUCAAGAUCAUCUCCUAAAACUGAAAGUACAUUCGAAAAGCAAAAGGGUGAUAACUCUUUCAGAUUAUGUGGAGAAUACAAUGGAUGCCAGAGUGGAGGAACUGAAAAGUGUGAGCAACAAUCCCCAUAUGUACACAGCAGAAGUGAAUCAUUUUCAAGUUCAAUUUCUAGUACCGAUUGCACACUUGCAGUUUCAAAAGAUGUGUCAGGGAUAUCCAAUAAGCAUCAAAAUGUGAAGGUGCUGUCUGGAGAAAUCACAAAGGCAUGUCCUCCUUCUCCCAGUAACAAACAAUCAGGGAUAUCUUCUUGGUUAUCUGGAAAGCAAUUUCAAAACCCUGGAUCAUAUGAGGGAGUGCUGGAGAAUGGAAAUAAUAAUGAUAGUAAUAAUAAUAGUCAUUCAAGCAUUGAUUCCCAUUCUGUUUUCAACUCAGGAUCAGAUGAAUUGACCACCUCAUCUCAUAUCAAUAAAUUGAUUGAAGACCUUCACCACCAUUCAAUUGAAACAAAAACUACUGCUGCAGAAGAAUUGAGGCUCCUUACAAAGCAUAACAAGGAAAAUCGUAUCAUUGUAGGGAAGUGUGGGGCUGUGAUGCCUUUGCUUUCGCUGCUAUAUUCAGAUGGGAAGGUAACACAAGAGCAUGCUGUGACAGCUCUGCUGAAUUUAUCAAUUAAUGAAGACAACAAGGCCUUGAUCAUGGAAGCAGGAGCCAUAGAACCACUUAUCCAUGUUUUGAAAACAGGAAAUGACAGCGCCAAGGAGAAUUCUGCAGCAGCUCUAUUCAGCCUCUCAGUAAUAGAGAACAAUAAGGCAAGAAUUGGCCGUUCUGGAGCAGUUAAAGCUUUGGUGGAUCUUCUUGCCUCAGGUACUCUCAGGGGAAAGAAAGAUGCUGCUACUGCUUUAUUUAACCUGUCAAUAUUUCAUGAGAAUAAAGCUCGGAUAGUUCAAGCUGGAGCAGUGAAGUUUCUGGUUCGGUUAAUGGACCAUGCUGAGGGAAUGGUUGACAAGGCUGUCGCUCUUCUGUCAAACCUGUCAACAAUUCCAGAGGGCCGAUUUGAAAUUGCAAGGGAAGGGGGCAUCCCCUUACUAGUUGAAAUUCUUGAGUCAGGUUCUCAGAGAGGGAAGGAAAAUGCUGCCUCCAUUCUCUUGCAAUUAUGCCUUCAUAGUACCAAGUUCUGUACUCUAGUUUUGCAAGAAGGAGCUGUACCUCCUCUAGUUGGAUUAUCUCAAUCUGGUACACCAAGAGCAAGGGAAAAGGCACAACAGCUCCUCAGCCAUUUUCGUAAUCUGCGGGAACUUGCUGCUAGUGGGAAGGGAAAAUCAUGAAAAUUGGUUAUUUUGGUUGUUUCAUUGCCCCUUUUUCCCUGCCUAAGUAACUUGUGGUAGCUUCUGUCUAGGCCUAUAGAACUUUUGUUUCAUUGCAUUCUUUUGAUUUUUACAUGUAUCAUUUGAGAAGCUGUUUUUCUUAUUUUAUUUCAGUGGCUUGCCAUUGCUUAUUCUCAAGUUCAAAAUGCGACACCAUUUCCUCUCUGCCUCAUUUCUUCCCUUAUUUUGCGGGGUAUCUAGUACUUUCCAACUUUUGUAUGGACUUCUAAUUUUCUUUGUGGCUACUCUUGGGAGGAGAGAGUAAAGUUUUUGAAGCUUUAGCUUGGCAAAAUGUAUACCACAAUGCUAUUCUACUAGACCAUAACUGUUGUGAUCCCAAGUCGGUGUUGUAUAUAUUUGUACAUAUACUAUAAAAUUUUGUGAUCUACUAUAAAUCAUUGUACCUUGUACUGUU
Molecule: messenger RNA, 3110 nt
Organism: Cajanus cajan (pigeon pea)
Lineage: Eukaryota; Viridiplantae; Streptophyta; Magnoliopsida; Fabales; Fabaceae
Product: U-box domain-containing protein 3
Biological process (GO): protein ubiquitination
Molecular function (GO): ubiquitin-protein transferase activity; protein binding
Source: RefSeq, a predicted model, not a curated record